This is a messenger RNA of Trichosurus vulpecula (common brushtail), 6029 nucleotides long. RefSeq names its product RNA binding motif protein 10 (gene RBM10). The record is from RefSeq and is a predicted model, not a curated record. Gene Ontology annotation, cellular component: nucleus. NCBI's taxonomy places the organism in Eukaryota, Metazoa, Chordata, Mammalia, Diprotodontia, Phalangeridae. Gene Ontology annotation, molecular function: RNA binding. Bases 111 to 2894 code for a protein of 927 amino acids. The transcript has 23 exons. Gene Ontology annotation, biological process: mRNA splicing, via spliceosome.
CCUCUUGGGAGUUCUCGUGCAGGCUGGCGGAGCAUGGUGGCAGUAGCAGGGCUGGUGGCAGCUGGGAAGUAAGGCGGAGCCAUCGGCCCAGGAGCAGGCCCCCCCCGGACAUGGAGUAUGAAAGACGAGGUGGCCGUGGAGACAGGACUGGCCGCUAUGGUGCCACUGACCGUGGCCUCCAGGAUGAUGGGCUGGACAGCCGGAGUCAGAGGGACCAUGAUUACCGUGACAUGGAUUACCGCUCCUAUCCUCGGGACUUCAGUAGCCAGGAACCCCGCCAUGAUUAUGACGACUCAUCUGAGGAGCAGAGCGCAGAGGAUUCCUACGAGGCUUCCUCAGGUUCUGAGACACAGCAGCGUAAGCGGGACAGCCCUACUGAGCCCCUGGGCUUCCCCGGAGAUGGGGACUACCGGGACCAGGACUAUCGGACCGAACAAGGGGAGGAAGAAGAGGAAGAGAAGGCCAGUCACAUCAUCAUGCUGAGGAUGCUGCCCCAGGCAGCUGCAGAGAACGACAUCCGAGCACAACUACAGUCCCACGGGAUCCAGGCUCGGGAAGUGCGGCUGAUGCGGAACAAGUCAUCAGGUCAGAGCCGGGGCUUCGCCUUCGUCGAGUUUAGUCACUUGCAGGACGCUGCACGAUGGAUGGAAGCCAAUCAGCACUCCCUCAGCAUCCUGGGCCAGAAGGUCUCCAUGCACUACAGUGAUCCCAAACCCAAAAUUAAUGAGGAUUGGCUUUGCAACAAGUGUGGAGUCCAGAAUUUCAAACGUCGAGAGAAGUGCUUCAAGUGUGGUGUGCCCAAGUCAGAGGCAGAACAGAAGCUGCCACUGGGCGCACGCCUGGACCCUCAGCUGAUGCCUCUGGGUAGCCGGGAACUGAGCCAGGGCCUGCUUCCACUACCCCAGCCUUACCCAGCCCAGGGGCUCUUGGCCCCCCAGGCCCUGUCCCAGGGCUCUGAGCCCACUUCGGAGAACGCCAAUGAUACCAUCAUCCUGCGUAACCUGAACCCCCAUAGCACUAUGGACUCAAUCCUGGGAGCCCUGGCCCCCUACGCUGUGCUGUCCUCCUCCAACGUCCGGGUCAUCAAGGACAAACAGACCCAGCUGAAUCGAGGCUUUGCCUUCAUCCAGCUCUCCACCAUCGUGGAGGCUGCUCAAUUACUGCAGAUUCUCCAAGCUCUCCACCCUCCCCUCACCAUCGAUGGCAAGACCAUUAAUGUGGAGUUUGCUAAGGGCUCCAAGAGGGACAUGGCUUCCAAUGACGGCAACCGUAUCAAUGCUGCUUCUGUCGCCAGUACGGCGAUCGCUGCUGCCCAGUGGGCCAUCUCCCAGGCUUCCCAGGGUGGGGAGGGGAGCUGGGCAGCACCUGAAGAGCCAGCAGCAGACUACAACUACUACCACCAAGAUGAGGCUUACUGUGGCCCAAGCAAUGAGGCCACACUCUAUGGCCACAGUGGCUACCUGAAAGGUGCCACCAAGGCCCUAGGUGUGGCUGGCAGCAAGGGAGACCCUGCUGGAGCAGGCACUGAAACCACCUUGGAAACUUGUGUACCUGGUGUUGAUGCUGUGCCCCUGAUCCAGGCCUUUCCCCAUGCCCAAGCCAGUGCCAUGCCUGGCAUCUAUCAGCAGCCAGGGGCUGAGGGGGCCAAUGCGCAGGGAAUGGUGUCUAACACCCAGGCCCAGCCCUACACAAUUGUGUCCCCUGCGGUUUUGAAGGCUGAGCUUCUCAGCCCAGCCCAGCCCAGUUCCGCACCCCCACCUACUACCAGUCCAGCUGCCCAGGACUCCUAUGGCCAGUACCCGAUCCCUGAUGUCUCUACCUACCAAUACGAUGAGACAUCAGGCUACUACUACGACCCGCAGACAGGCCUCUACUAUGACCCAAACUCUCAGUACUACUACAACUCCCAGAGCCAGCAGUACCUCUACUGGGAUGGGGAGCGGCGCACCUACGUCCCUGCCCUGGAGCAGGUGACCGACGGGCACAAGGAGACAGGGGGGAGCUUGAAGGAGGGUAAAGAGAAGAAGGAGAAACACAAGACCAAGACGGCCCAGCAGAUAGCCAAGGACAUGGAACGCUGGGCCCGAAGCCUCAACAAACAGAAGGAGAACUUCAAAAACAGUUUCCAGCCCAUCAGCUCUCUGCGGGAGGAUGAGCGGCGGGAGUCAGCCACAGCUGAUGCAGGCUACGCCAUCCUGGAGAAGAAGGGGACACUGGCUGAGAGACAGCAUACCGCCAUGGACCUGCCGAAGCUGACAAGUGAUGACCGCCUGAGUCCGCCCCGGGGGCUGGUUGCUGCCUACAGUGGUGAGAGUGACAGCGAAGAGGAGCCUGAGCGAAGCGCUGAGAGGGAGGAGAGGCUGACCGACUGGCAGAAGCUGGCUUGCCUACUCUGCCGACGCCAAUUCCCUAGCAAAGAAGCCCUGAUCCGCCACCAGCAGCUUUCUGGGUUACACAAGCAAAACCUGGAGAUUCACCGGCGAGCUCACUUGUCUGAAAAUGAGCUGGAGGCCCUGGAGAAGAGCGACAUGGAGAUGAAGUACAGGGACCGGGCAGCAGAGCGUCGGGAGAAGUAUGGCAUCCCAGAGCCCCCAGAGCCCAAGAAGAGGAAAUCUGGGGCUGUGACAGCUGCCACUGUGGACUUUGAACAGCCCACCCGAGAUGGGCUGGGCAGUGACAACAUCGGCAGCCGCAUGCUACAGGCCAUGGGCUGGAAGGAGGGCAGCGGGCUAGGUCGGAAGAAGCAAGGCAUUAUCACUCCCAUCGAGGCCCAGACUCGUGUCCGUGGCUCAGGACUGGGGGCCCGGGGCAGCUCCUAUGGCAUCACCGCAUCCGAGUCCUACAAGGAGAGCCUGCACAAGACCAUGAUGACUCGCUUCAACGAGGCAGAGUAAACCCUGGUCCGGGCCUCAGCCCCCAUCUGGGACAUCCCCUCCAGCCUCUUUGUUUCUUUUCUUGGGAAGCCAUGGCCCCUGCCCACUUACCUGCCCCCUGGCCAACUCUCCUCUUCUUUUUUCUAAUAAAACCAGAAAAGCCCCAGACUUUGAGCCUGUGGGGUUGGUGGGGUCAGGUCUUGUCCUGGGUGCCACUCAUGUCGGCAUCCUUGCCUCCAGGGCUCGGGAAAUAGCUAGCCUGGGAGUGAUGCCCAUGACCUUCUGAAGCUCUUCCAACUCCAGCUGGGUAAUCUGCUGGGGAGCAUUUAUCCCAUGAUGCCCAUGGAACUAGCGUUGGCUUUAGACAAAAAGCACCUUAGGGGUCAUUAAGUCCAAAAGGAGGAAAUAGGUCCGAGGCCACCCGAGCGGUCAGCGCCUCAGCGCCCUGUGAGGUCCAUGAGCAGGUGCCACACAAACAAAAGGAAGGCAGGACCAAAACGUCCCUGGCAGCAUCCGAUACUGUUGGACAAGUCUCUUAACCUGGGCCUCAGUUUCCUCUGUAGAAUGUUGUCAUCCCUUCUAGCGUCGGAGCCCCCAAUCCCUCACGCUCACCAUGGCUAGGAGGAGGGGAUGGGGUAGGGUGAGAGAGAAGAGACAAGGCCAAGCAAGGCAAAAGCCAAUCAGUUUGCAAGCAUUUAUUGAGCACUUACUGUGUGUGAGGCAUUGUGCUUGCUGAGCACUGGGAAUAAAAGGAAAGACCCAACCGAAAUUCCAGGUUCAGUGAUUCUGCUAGAACAUGUUAGAGGCCCUCUAGAGUGGCAAACACCCAUCCUGGGGUCAGCACUCACUCGGGACUCCUCACUCCAUGAACAUCAGCUUGAUCUCUGAAGCAUCUGUUCCCAAAAUGUGGGAAAGGCCUAUAUAGCUCUCAACUGAGACUUCCAGGGCACAGGCUUUCUCUAGCACUUUGAAGGGUUCCAGAGCACUGAAGAGAGAUUCAUUGGAUUCUAGCACCAGCCCUGGGAGGUGAGGAGCAGAGAACAAGAGCUGGAAGGGCUGCUUUAAGUCAUGUUUUCGUAUUUCAAAAUGGCUGAUGUCAAUUAUGGGCAUUCCCUUGUUACAUAGCCUGUCCACAUUUAUGAACCUCUCUGUAGCUUAUUCAACCAAUCCUGUUCUUUGCCCUCACCAAGCCGUCUGGUUGUUCCCUGCCUCAGUAUUUAACCAGGCCAUGAACCCUGCACUGGCUGCACUCUUCCCCCCUUCCCCAUCUUGACCCCUCGGUCACUGUCCUCUUGAAUCUCUUGCCACAUUAUCCCAGCCCUGAACUUGCUCUGCCAAGCCUCAGUCUUGGCCUGUUCUGCCCCUGCGCGCUUGCUGUUGAACCCAACCAUACUGCACUAUGAAUCACUAACGCUGUCAGUCUCAAUGGCAGUCUCGCCACGGUGAGGCAAUCAUUUUCUAGCUCUCUUCUUGAUGCACUUCCAAACCUGCCACCCUAUUAGCUGAGAGUCAGGGAGAGCUUCCUUUCCUCCCCCGCCUUACCUCACAUCACUUAUUCCUGUCACAGCCAUCUCCUGGACCCCAUUUCAUGUGAAGAGCUGACCUGGCCAGGCCCUCUACAUGAACGAGUGAUCCCAUUCCAUCCUGGCUUCUCUGGCAGAUCCCAAUCCCUCUAUCAUCCCACUGUCACUGCUCUGCAGUCUCCUGUCUGCAUUAGGGGAGAUACACCCAUGUCUCUCCUAUCCUGAAAAAAACCCUCCCUUGAUCUAUCCUUGCUAAUUCUUCUCCCAUCUUUCCUCACUUCCGUGGCUAAACUAUAAAAGACUGUAUACGUGAUGGACAGAUGCUUCCACAUCCUUCCUUGUGUCUCUUUCUGCAGUGUGGCCUUCUACUUCACUGAAAUGGAAUUACUCUCUCCCAAGUUAACAAUGAUCUCUUAAUUGCCAGAUCUGAUGGCCUUUUUUCUCAGUCCCUGUUCUUCAGGAUCUCUCUGCUGCCGUCGCCACUCUACAUCAACUCCCUUUCCUUAGACCCCCCUCCUGUCUGUCUGCUCUAGCUCAAUCUCCUUGGCUGGAUCUUCAUCUAGGUCACAGCCACUAAACAUGAGUGGCCCCCAAGGCUCUGUCAUCAACUCCCAUGGUUCAGUUUUCAUCUUUUUCACCAAUUCCUGAUGCAGGGCCAAUCAGAUCAGUCAUGGCCAGUCAUUUCCAGCGUGUCACAAGUUGGGUCAAGUUAGGCCCAGUUGCUGACACUGCUAACAAAACACUGGGCCACCCCUCUGAGUGGGCUCCCUUACUCCCACUAUCACCUUAGCCUCAGUGACUUCCCAUGUGGGGGUCACCUCUUCCCUUGGACUGGUCCCAGGCUGCUGAAGAUUGCCAGAUCUAACCAGUCCUAAUGCUCGCCCUGCGGUCUCACAUCUCCACCUGGAUGUCCUGUAGACCAGUGAUGUCAGACUCCAAUAAAAACUGGUCCCUGUGGACUACCUUGACUUCAAAAACCACAAAAUCCCAUGACGUUGUCUUUUUAUUUUGUUAAACGUUCCCCAGUUCUGUUCUGCUCUGCUUUGGGCUACACUUGGGAAUUUGGCAGUAUGGAGCUUAAACUUGAUGUGUUCAGAACAGAGCUUCACCUCUCACCUCCCUUCCAGAUUCCCCUGACACCAUCGAGGUCAGGCUCAAAACCUAAGUGGCAUCUUCACUCCCAGUAGCCAAUCAGUGAUCAGGUCUUAUCCUGUUUGCCGUCUCCUUGACACCAUUCCACGUGAAGAGCCAACCUGGCUGGUGAUCCCAUUCCAUCCUGGCUUCUCUGACUCUGCUGCCACUCUCAUCUGGGGACUGUUGUCAUACCUGCCUCAAGUCACUUCUCAUCCCAUCUUCUACUCAUCUGUCAAAUUCUUCUUAAAGUACAAGUUGGCACAUAUUCCCCCCCCCCCAUUCAGUCAAUUCCAGUGACUCCCUAGUACCCCCAGGCUCAAAUACCAAGUCCUCUGUUUGGCUUAGGAAGCUUCCUUCAACCUUACUCCCCCAUCCCCACCGCAAACUCUCCAUCUGACUGCACUGUUUCCCCCACUCCCUCCUCAUCUGCACCACCUGGCCUUGGCUGUCCUCAACUCCUAGCCAGGGUUCCACCUUCUACAGGAAGCCUUGCCUGACC